UUACUCUUCUUAGUGGGUCAAAAAUUCAAAUAGAGUCUUGAGAAGAACUUUCGAAUAUAAAAAUAUCGAAAAAGGAAAUAUAAUCCAUGUGUAAUCAUGGAAAAUAAGAAUAAAAUACAAUAUCUUAUUGUUGAUACAAGUGCUUUCAUAAAGAAUGCUGCCUUACAGGAUAUUGGAGUUAAUAUUUUGACCGAGCAAGCUGUCAUCAAUGAAAUAAAAAAUAAGAAACAGUUGAGAAAAUUGGUUGUACUACCGUAUGACUUAAAGGUUCAGGAAGCUUUUACUGAAAAUAUUAAAUUCGUGACCGAAUUUUCAAAGAAGAGUGGCGAUUAUAUCAGCCUAUCUGCUACUGACCUCAAGGUAAUUGCGCUGACAUAUCAAUUGGAAAAAGAAAAAGUCGGAUCGGCACAUCUGAAAGAGACUCCAACAAUAAGAAUUAUUAAACCUACAACUGAUAAAGAAAGCAGGGAUGAUCUUAAACUGCCAGUUGGAUUUUACAUGCCGAAGAAAAAAGAGAGAAAUGAAGUGGUUACAGAUAAUGUAAAGGCUUCUUUGAAUAAUAUGGAAAAAACAGAUGUUAUUGAAGAAAAUGUCACACACGUACAGAUUAUACGUGAUUCGGCGAUAGAUGACACAAUAAAUAAUACAAAAAUAAGUGAUGUGGAAAAACAAUUUACUCCUUACACAUCUGCAUCUUCAAACGAAUCACAGUCAGAUUACGAAACGGCAUCGUAUAAAGAAGAUGAUAAAACAAAUGAUUUAGCUGAUAAAUUUUUCAAACUAAAGUGCAAUCCUGAUUUGGAAGUAGAGGGUAUAGGCAUGUAUGCCAUGGACGACAUUCUUGCUUCUGUUGAUAAAUUCAAAAGUGAUAAAUCAUUUGAGGACACAGAUAAAGAUGACGAUGAUAGUGAUAGUGGUUGGAUCACACCAGCAAAUGUUUCCAGCAUAAAGAAGCACAUGGAUUCGGAAAUUCUUGAAGAAAAGACUGCGACUGUCGCGUGCUUAACCACGGAUUUUGCAAUGCAAAAUGUACUCGUGCAAAUGGGAUUAAAUGUGGUUGCAUUAGAUGGCAGAGUGAUUAAACAGAUGCGAACAUUCAUAUUCAGAUGUUACGCCUGUUUCAAGACCACUAGUAUCAUGACAAAGAUCUUCUGUCCACAUUGUGGUAACAGGACGCUGAAGAAAGUAGAAAUCACAUUAGACGAGAAUGGAAAGCAACAAAUUCAUAUCAAUUUUCGACGAUCUCUUUCGGCUAAAGGAAAAAGGUUCUCAUUACCAACGCCGAAAGGUGGGAAACAUGCUAACAAUCCCAUUUUAUGCGCGGAUCAACCAAUGCCGAAACAACGCCCGUCACGUUUGGCGCGUAUAAAGAACGAUCCGCUCGACGAUGAUUAUGUAGUUGGGUAUUCUCCAUUUGUUAUGCGUGAUAUAAAUUCGAAGUCAGCUAUGCUGGGCAUAAGACCGGAUGGUAUUGUCAAAUACUGGAUGAAAAGAAAUCCUAAUGAAUCCAAAAAAAGACGAAAAUAAAAACUGUUUAUUAUUAAAUCAACAUUAUUA
Trachymyrmex cornetzi is the source of this 1557-nucleotide messenger RNA. Its product is annotated as RNA-binding protein NOB1. Gene Ontology annotation, biological process: ribosomal small subunit biogenesis; maturation of SSU-rRNA. The transcript has 6 exons. Lineage: Eukaryota; Metazoa; Arthropoda; Insecta; Hymenoptera; Formicidae. The coding region runs from base 97 to 1527 and encodes 476 amino acids. Gene Ontology annotation, cellular component: preribosome, small subunit precursor. The record is from RefSeq and is a predicted model, not a curated record. Gene Ontology annotation, molecular function: RNA endonuclease activity.